AUGUGGACCGCAACCUCCGGAUUCCGGGGCAAGAAGCUCCAUCUUGCCAUCACCUUCACUUCCGUUAUUGGUUUCUCCCUCUUCGGUUAUGAUCAGGGUUUGAUGUCCGGUAUUAUCUCCGGUGAUCAAUUCGUCAAGGAAUUCCCCCCGCUCGAUCCCUCCAAGGGUGACCCUUCGCAUGUCUCCGUUCUGCAGGGUGCCGUCACUGCUUGUUACGAACUUGGUUGUUUCUUCGGCGCUAUCUUCACUCUCAUGUACGGCCAGAGGAUCGGUCGUACCCCUAUCCUGGUUGCCGGUGGUCUUCUGAUGGUCCUCGGUACUGUUCUCUCUACUGCUGCGUUCGGUGACAAGUGGGGUCUGGGACAAUUCGUUAUUGGACGUGUCAUCUCUGGUCUUGGAAACGGUAUGGAUACCGCGACCAUUCCUGUGUGGCAGUCUGAAUGUUCCAAGGCCCACAACCGUGGUUUCCUCGUUUGCUUCGAGGGUGCCAUUAUCGCCGUCGGAACCUUCAUCGCUUACUGGAUUGACUUCGGUCUCUCUUACGUCGACUCCUCCGUUCAAUGGCGAUUCCCCGUUGCCUUCCAGAUUCUCUUCGCCAUCCUUGUCACCAUCGGUGGUCUCAUGCUCCCCGAGUCACCUCGUUGGUUCGUCAUGCAGGGCCACGACGAACAGGCUCUGGAGGUGUUGGCUGCUCUCAAUGACAGCACUGUCGAUUCCGAGGACGUUCUCACUGAUUUCAACCUGAUGAAGGCUGAUCUCAAGUCGAUGGAAGGUGUUCAGGCUAGCAGCUGGAAGGUCCUCUUCACUGGUGGUAAGACUCAGAACUUCCAGCGUAUGAUGAUUGGUUGCUCUGGUCAAUUCUUCCAGCAGUUCACUGGUUGCAAUGCUGCUAUCUACUACUCCACCCUCCUCUUCAAGAACAACUUGCACAUGACUGGCAAGCUCCCUCUCGUCCUGGGUGGUGUCUUCGCUACUGUCUACGCUCUGGCUACUAUUCCCUCCUUCUUCAUGAUUGAAAAGGUCGGUCGUCGUAACCUGUUCCUCAUCGGUUUCCUCGGUCAAGGUCUCAGUUUCAUCAUCACCAUGGGCUGCCUGAUCGACUCGACUGUCCAGAAUUCCAAGGGUGCCGUCGUCGGUAUCUUCUUGUUCAUCUGCUUCUUCGCCUUUACGACGCUGCCUCUCCCCUGGAUCUACCCCCCGGAAAUCAACCCCCUCCGCACCCGUACCAAGGCUGCCUCCGCCUCCACCUGCAUGAACUGGAUCACCAACUUCGCCGUCGUCAUGUUCACUCCCGUGUUCUCCGAGCGCUCCGACUGGGGUAUCUACCUGUUCUUCGCCCUUGUCAACUUCGUCGCCAUUCCCUUCGCCUGGUUCUUCUACGCUGAAACUGCCGGCCGUGACCUGGAGGAAGUUGAUAUUAUCUUCGCCAAGGCCCACGUUGAGAAGAAGUGGCCCUACCGUGUUGCACAGGAGCUUCCCAAGCUCACCGUGCAGCAGAUCACUGAGAUGCAGGCCGAGCUCGGUCUCGACACCUCUGAUGACGUCCGCCGUGCCUCUGAGGCUGAGAAGGCCGAGACUGGCAUGAGCAGUGGUGACAGCGAUACCAACGCCAACACCACCAAGCACAAUGAGUAA
Penicillium salamii is the source of this 1635-nucleotide messenger RNA. NCBI's taxonomy places the organism in Eukaryota, Fungi, Ascomycota, Eurotiomycetes, Eurotiales, Aspergillaceae. The record is from the annotation of a GenBank genome assembly.